AAGCUCAUCGGGGAGCUCGAGCUGCUGAUCAACCUGGUGGAGAUGGCGAGGGUCACCGGCGUUCUGAUCAACGAGCUCGUUCAGCAUGCGCAGCAGUACAAGGUGCUGAGCCAGUUGUGUCGGGCCUGCCGGGACAUGGACUACCUGAUCCCCUAUAAACACAAGGAGAGGGCCGGGGAGGGAAGUCCUGAGAGCAGCGAGGGGGGUGGAGCCUCGUACCAAGGUGCGACAGUUCUGAAUGCCAAGACUGGAAGCUACUGGUCUCCCAUCUGCACGCUGGACUUUGCUUCUCUAUAUCCCAGCAUCAUCAUCGCCUACAACCUGUCGUACGAGACGUUGGUGAGAGAGCCUGGCGAGCAGGCGGAGGCUGACAAGCAGCGGCUUCGAACCUUGGAGUUUGACGUCUCGGGCUCGAACGAGGAUCAGGUGGGAGGCGCGAAGUUCAAGUUCAUCCAAUCUUGGACGGACCCUGACGGGCGCGAGCACGACGGGAUCCUUCCUCGCAUCCUGCGGAGGUUGCUCAAGGCUCGCAAGGACGCGAAGCUCGCGAUGCAGGGGCAGACGGACCAGCAGAUGAAGAAAAUCCUCAACGGCCGCCAGCUGGCGUACAAGAUCUCCUGCAACUCAAUCUAUGGCUUCUGUGGCGCCACCAACGGGUACCUGCCCUGCUUGCCACUCGCCGCCACCGUGACGGCGAUAGGGCGAGAUCUGAUCAACAGGACUCGCAGUCUGAUAGAGAGAGACUUCACGGCACAGCAUGCAUGCGCAGCUACAGUCGUGUACGGGGACACGGACUCGGUGAUGAUCGAUUUUCACCUUCCCGGUAGCUCCGCCAAGGACAUCGAGCAGGCGAUGGACUUUGGUCAGCGAGCGGCGCAGGCUGUCACCAAGACGUUUCCAGCUCCAAUCAAGCUGGAAUUCGAGAAAGUCUACUGCCCCUACCUCCUCUUCUCCAAGAAGCGAUACGCCGGGCUCAUGUUCUCGUCUUCGGCACAGUCCCCCGAGAAGAUCGACGUGAAGGGCAUAGAGACCGUCCGCAGGGACUCUUGUCCCUUCGUCCAGGAAGUUUACAACGAGUGCCUCGAGGUCGUCAUGCGAACUUCGCCUCCCGAUGUCGACAAAGCGAUCAGCCUCGUGCGGACGAGAGUCUCGGAGCUGGUUGAAGGACGAGUCCCUCUUGUCAAACUUGUUCUCUGCAGGCCUGUGGGGAAGGAUGGCAGCAAAGGACGAGCCCCGCACAUGGAGCUUGUGAAGCGAAUGAACGAGAGAGGAAGAAACAGCCCGGCAACAGGUGAGAGGCUGCAGUACGUCCAGGUCAUCAACUCGACAGAAAAAGUCUACAGAACCUGCGACAGCGUAGAGGACCCGGCGUUCGCGGUCAAGAACGAGCUGAACGUCGACUACGAGUGGUACGUCAACAACCAGCUCAAGAACCCGAUCGUGAAGCUCUUCGAGGUCCUGGUCCCGAACGCGGAGGCUCGGAUCUUUGGUCACUCGUCGCGAUCGAUGGGGAGCGGGGUGAGGCUGAUCAAGCACUUCCAGCCGAGCAGCAACAUCAUGAGGAACUACAUCAUCAAGGGCCACAAGUGCAUCGGCUGCAGCAAGUCCGUCACGCAGUCGAGCGCGCAGUCGGACAAGCCCCCAAGGAUCCUCUGCAGCGACUGCGAGGCUGACAAGGAGGACCACGUGCUCGCCGCUCAGGCCUCGCUCAUCGAAACCCAGCACUCUCGCAACGCCCUGUGGAAGCAAUGCCAGCUGUGC
Molecule: messenger RNA, 1761 nt
Organism: Guillardia theta CCMP2712
Lineage: Eukaryota; Cryptophyceae; Pyrenomonadales; Geminigeraceae
Gene: POLD1
Product: DNA polymerase delta catalytic subunit
Exons: 4
Biological process (GO): DNA-templated DNA replication; nucleotide-excision repair, DNA gap filling; DNA replication proofreading
Cellular component (GO): delta DNA polymerase complex
Molecular function (GO): DNA-directed DNA polymerase activity; DNA binding; nucleotide binding
Source: RefSeq, a predicted model, not a curated record